UUUUAAUUUGAUUAAAAUAACAAAUAUUGAAUAUAAGUUUAUUCACCCAAAUGUGAAGAACAUUGUUAACGUUAUAUGUAUAUGCAUCAUGUUCAUGUUCGAUAUAGUAGUGAUAGGAAUAGUAAUUUUUAUCUUAGGUUAUUUGUGUUUGUUCAUAAGACAACGAAUGACAUUAACUGAUCUUCCUGGACCAAAGCCUGAUAUAUUUUUGACACAUUUUUUUGACAUUAAACUAAGACCCAAUCAUGAGUACCUUGGGACUCUUAUGAAAUACCAUGACCUUUAUGGACCAGUUAUUAAGGUUUACGACGGUCCUCUUCAAGUUGGUGUUUUAAUUAAAGAUGCAGAAUUAAUUGAACGCAUAUUAAGUUCAAACAAGCUCAUAGACAAAGCUGAACGAUACGAAUUCAUCCACAACUGGCUUUCUAUGGGAUUAUUGACCAGUACAGGUACCAAGUGGAGACAACGUAGAAAACUAUUAACACCAGCAUUCCAUUUUUCAAUACUUAACAAUUUUGUUGAAAUAUUUGCUACCGUUGGAGAUGUCUUUAUUGAAGUAUUACAGGAACAUAUCAACAAACCCAGCGUUGAUAUCACCCCCUUGGUAUCUUUGUGUACAUUAGACCUUAUUUGCGAGUCUGCCAUGGGAGUUAAGUUGAAUGCUCAAAAGAUGAAGACCUCUAAAUACAUUGAAGGUGUCAAAACUAUGUGCCGAAUCGUAGGUGGAAGAUUAUUUAGUAGUAUUAAUCCACGUUUGUACAAACUUACUUUUACCUACCUUAGAGAAUGGAUGACAUUGAAGAUAGUUCAUGGACACACAGAUAAUAUUAUCGAUCAACGAAUUAUUGAGAAGGCGAAAAAUAAAAAUAUUGGGAGCUAUUCAUCUACUAACGAGAAGCCUGUAUUUUUGGAUAUUCUCUUAGAUUCUACUAUAGAUGGAAAAUCAUUGUCAAGAUUGGAUAUAAGGGAAGAAGUAGACACUUUUAUGUUCGAGGGCCAUGAUACAACUGCAUCAGCUGUAAGUUUUGCCCUAUAUUCGUUAGCAGCUAAUCCAAAAAUACAGAAAGAAGUAUAUAUUGAACAGCAAUCCAUUUUUACCGAUGAUUUAAAAAAUGUGCAACCAACUGUGGCACAAUUAAAUGAAAUGAAAUAUUUGGAGUUGGUCAUAAAAGAAACGCUUAGACUGUAUCCCUCGGUGCCGUAUAUAGGAAGAAAAUUGUCAGAGGAUGUAAUGCAUAACGGAAUGCUUAUACCAAAGGGAAUCGAUGUGAUGUUAUUCAUAUUUGCUUAUCAUCGAGAUGCAGAUGCUUUUCAAGAUCCUUUAAAAUUCAAUCCGAAUAGAUUUUUAGAAACAAAUAGACUAAAUCCCUAUCAAUAUACUCCUUUUAGCGCAGGACCUCGAAAUUGUAUAGGGCAAAAAUUUGCGAUGCUGGCAAUGAAAAGUACAUUAUCAAAAGUAAUAAGGAAUUUUGAGUUGUUGCCGUCUACUCCCAACCCUGAUCUGCAGUUAGUUCCAGAUACAAUUCUUAAAUCAAAGAACGGUGUCUGCAUUUCGCUAAAACUUAGAAAUUAGUCUAUUAACAAUACGUGACAAUAAUAUGUUUAUACUUUUUUUUGUGUGAGUAAUCCACAAUGGUUGUAUAAUUUUUUUUUUAAUAAAUUCAUUUAAAGUUUA
Diabrotica virgifera virgifera (western corn rootworm) is the source of this 1675-nucleotide messenger RNA. RefSeq names its product cytochrome P450 4d2-like. The record is from RefSeq and is a predicted model, not a curated record. NCBI's taxonomy places the organism in Eukaryota, Metazoa, Arthropoda, Insecta, Coleoptera, Chrysomelidae. The coding region runs from base 89 to 1573 and encodes 494 amino acids. Gene Ontology annotation, molecular function: oxidoreductase activity, acting on paired donors, with incorporation or reduction of molecular oxygen; monooxygenase activity; heme binding. The transcript is spliced from 8 exons.